Messenger RNA from Pungitius pungitius (ninespine stickleback), 1819 nucleotides. RefSeq names its product hes related family bHLH transcription factor with YRPW motif like (gene heyl). Gene Ontology annotation, molecular function: DNA-binding transcription factor activity, RNA polymerase II-specific; protein dimerization activity; RNA polymerase II cis-regulatory region sequence-specific DNA binding. Gene Ontology annotation, cellular component: nucleus. Lineage: Eukaryota; Metazoa; Chordata; Actinopteri; Perciformes; Gasterosteidae. Gene Ontology annotation, biological process: anterior/posterior pattern specification; regulation of transcription by RNA polymerase II; circulatory system development. The record is from RefSeq and is a predicted model, not a curated record. Bases 414 to 1418 code for a protein of 334 amino acids. The transcript has 5 exons.
GGCUGUGACAGAGAGAGGGAGCCAAGAGAGACACAACAGGGAGAGAGAGAGAGAGAGAGAGCGAGAGAGAGCGAGAGACUACGAUCGGAUGCCAGCGAGAGAGCGCUGCUUGUGAAUUUCCUUAGUUGUCAUGGGCCCUCGGGGGUCGAUCGAGUGGCACCGCUGACUCACAGAGGACGGGACCGAAGGCUCACGAAGAAGCCGGGGAAGGGGGGGUGGGGGGAGGAAAGAAGAAAGAAAAAAAAAGAGAGAGAAAUACAAGUGACAAGAAGUAACUAAGGACAACGAGGCUUUUAUAAACAACGCGAGAGAGACAGAGAGCGAGGGUUCACGAGAUCGCCCCAAAAUCCAUCCGUCCGCCAGCGGGCGACCCCGUCCGGUCCGGUCUACAGAAGUGAGCGAGGGCCACGGACAUGAAGAGGCCCCACGACUACAGCUCCCCAGACUCGGACACGGACGAGUUCAUCGACGUGGGACAAGAGGACGGCUACUGCCCAGGCACCGGGUCCAUGUCUCCAGGCAGCGCCUCGCAGGUUCUGGCCCGAAAGAAGAGAAGAGGGAUCAUAGAGAAGAGGCGCAGGGACCGGAUCAACCACAGCCUGUCGGAGCUCAGGAGGCUGGUGCCCAGUGCCUUCGAAAAACAGGGCUCAUCUAAGCUGGAGAAGGCAGAGAUCCUGCAGAUGACCGUGGACCACCUGAAACUCCUCCACGCCAUGGGAGGAAAAGGUUACUUUGAUGCGAGGGCCCUGGCAGUCGACUACAGGACGCUGGGCUUCAGGGAGUGCGUCGGGGAGGUGGUGCGGUACCUGAGCGCUCCUGACGGAGAGUCCCCGGACCCCGUCGAAGCGCGCCUCGUCUCCCACCUCUCUCACUGUGCGAGCAACCUCGAACCCGUCCUCUUACAGACGCCCCCGGCGGCGGCGUCCGCCCUGCCCUUUCCUCCAUGGCCCUGGGCGUCCUUCCCCCAGAUCUCCCCCAACUCGCCGGCCUCCUCUUCCUCCUCAAGCCCUUUCCCCAGGGGGCGAAGGGAUCUGGCCCUGCUGGGGAGCUACCCGCCGCCCGCCGCCCUCCGCCUCGGCCCCCUGGCCGGCUGCCACCAGGGAGUGCCGCCGCUCCUGGCGCCUGCCGCCCUGGCCACCGUCCACAGGUUGCCUUCCCUCGCAGCGUCGCCGGUCCUAGCCCCCUCCGGAGCAGGCCAGUCGUCUCCUCACAGCGCCACCAGGGCCUCGCCCCGUCCCCUCGCAACCCCUUCCUCUUCCUCUACUUCCACCUCUUCCUCUUCUCCUAUUUCAUCAUCAAUUUCUGCCCCGCCGCAGGUCUCUUUCAGGCCCUUCGGGUCUCCCGCCGCUCAGCGCAGGGGCUUGAGCGCACAAGCCAAGGCAGCCCAGGGAUGGGCGACUGAGAUCGGAGCUUUCUGAGAGUCAACUGUGGGGAUUUUUUUCUUUUCCAAAUGAACUCCAUCGAGGGACAUGGAGCCCCCAUGUGCCCCCAUGUAGAAAUUAGAAAGAGGGUUGGAGAAAGAUGUAGGGGAGCUUUGAUGGUUGUCUAACUAUAAGUCACAUCUGUGACUGUGGGGGGAAGUUUCAGAUAAUCAUAAACAAUCACGUGCAAAAGGAAAAUGAAAAAAAGUGAAAUAAUAGAAGAUUUGAAUAAAUUCUUGUUCAUGGUCUCUUCUCAACAAAAAAGUGUCUAACAAAGCCAUAACGCUCGACGAAGCGUCUUUUAACUGUGAUAUUUUUUUUCUCCAAAACGUUUAUACAUUUCACUACAUUUUUUUUAAAGAAUGUUGAAAACUCUCUAUAAAAACUAAGUGCCUUUA